Phoenix dactylifera (date palm) is the source of this 850-nucleotide messenger RNA. The record is from RefSeq and is a predicted model, not a curated record. NCBI's taxonomy places the organism in Eukaryota, Viridiplantae, Streptophyta, Magnoliopsida, Arecales, Arecaceae.
UCCUACACCCAAAAAGCAUUCUGCCAUUGCCCUUCACUUCAGGGAAGAUAGGUAGCCACCCAAAAUGAUCAAACUCCUCCUCCUCCUGCUACUCCUCACCACCACCACCACCACCACCACCACCACCACCACUUUGGCCAAACAACCCUAUAGCUUGGUCCAAAGCCAGAAGCCAGCCCCGAAGCCCCACCACGAGAAGCUCACCCACCUGCGCGUCUUCUUGCACCACAUAGUAAGCGGUCGCUGCCCGAACUCCGUGCAGGUGGCCCAGGCAGCGUCAACAAACACAUCAAGCAGCUUCUUUGGCCAGGUGAACGUGAUCGACAACGCGCUGACGGAAGGCCCGGCGAUGGCAUCCAAGCUUGUCGGCCGGGCGCAGGGACUCUACGCGUUGGCCUCGCAGGAGGGUGUAGGCCUUCUGAUGGCCAUGAACUUUGCUUUCAUGGAUGGCAAGUACAACGGAAGCACGAUCACGGUGCUCGGCCGAAAUAUGGUGUCCACGCCGGUGAGGGAGAUGCCGGUAAUCGGCGGCAGCGGGCUGUUCCGGCUGGCCCGGGGCUACGUCCAGGCCAAGACCUACAGUUCUGACAUGAAGACCACGAACGCAGUGGUUGAGUACAAUUGCUUCGUCCUCCAUUAUUAAGGUUGUUUCAGUAGUCUUCUUGUAAAAAGAAAAGUCGAUCGUCUUCACUGCUGUGGUGCUUCUACUUUCGUUUCUGCAAGUCCUGUGUGCUUCUACUUUCCCACCAGUAAGUAUUGUAUUUUUAGUACUUUUUAAAUAACAAAGACAGAACUGUGGUUGUAAAUAAUUGUUUGCUCAAUAAAUCUCAAAAGUAACCUUUGGUGCUGA